Schistosoma mattheei is the source of this 1062-nucleotide messenger RNA. The record is from the annotation of a GenBank genome assembly. Lineage: Eukaryota; Metazoa; Platyhelminthes; Trematoda; Strigeidida; Schistosomatidae.
AUGAAUCAAAGUUUGUUAGAGAAAUUUGUACAUAACUAUGAGUUAAAAUUGAAAGAAGUAUAUAGAAACUGUGAUACAUAUCGCCUUACUGAGUAUAAUGCAGCAGUCAAAAUCCAAGCAUGGUUUCGUGGUAUUCGAAUACGGUGCUACUUAAAACUUCUCGAAAAAUGUACAAUCAUCAUUCAAAAAACUUGGAGAGGCUAUCUAGGCCGUAAACAAUAUCGACUUAUAUUAUCCAAAACUGUUAUAGAAUAUCGACGAAAUAAAUUUAGUAAGGCUGCAGCAAAAAUUCAAAGUGCAUGGAAAGGUUAUUUAACCCGUAAAUAUAUAUUCAACUUUUAUUCACGUAAAGUUUAUCUAUCUGCACUAGUUGAUGUAGGAGAAUUUGUCAAGAAUCAGUUGUCUGAAUAUGAAAAAGAAAUGAAAUAUGUGGAAUGUAAAGAAAAGCAAGAAAAAGAACGAGACAGAAUAAUUAAUUGGGCGAAAUCACAUCAUUUUCUGGUUUCAACAUGUUGUCAACCAGGAAUAUAUCAAAAUCCAAUGGAUAAAACAAUAAAUGACAAAGAGAAGCUUCUAUUAUCAGUAGUUCGUCAAGAAUUAAUUAAAACUAACAAUAAACAAAGAAAGAAAUUAUCAACAGAACAAACAUUACAUCAAAUGAAUUCAAUGAAUAAAGAAUUGCCAAAAAUUAAAGGUCCAUUUAAAAAUCCAGAAGAAGUGAAAAAAUGGAUAAAUAAACCAAUAAAUUUAUCAUUACGUGUAUCAACAGAUUAUUUUUCAUUAGAAAAAUCUCAACAAAUUUGGAAAUCUAAAGAAUGGAGUAAUAGAUUACAUGAUAAUAAUUUCUACACUGGUCAUCCACCAACAACACCAUAUGAACGUUCAUUAUGGACAACAUCUGUGUACGGUUCAAUACCGUAUGGUACAAAACAUUUUCGUGCAUCAGAAGAUGAAAAUAGUUCAGCAAUACAUAAACAACCAAAAUUUCGUAAUAUAUUACCACCGAUUCCAUUAUUUGAUAAAUUUAAUAGAGAGUAUAUACCAGGUUAUGCAACAGGAUGA